AUGGUUCCCAUUCAGGCCCUGGAACAGACGUCCCUGGCAUAUGUUGGUCACGCAUGGGGCGCCUGGAGACGGAGCAUCGGCGUUGAGACUACGCAGCCAAGGGCAGGAAGAAGCACCAUCCGCAAGAUUACAAGACCAGCCCUCAACUCCCUCGCUAUAGCUAUCGCCGUCGAGGUGCCCGUGUGCUUGUUCCUGACGUAUUUCGGCGCACGACCCUUCGCGCGGUAUCUCAGCGGCUCGGAUGAAGUUGCCAGCGUGACUGCGAUGAUGUGGCGGACGAUUGACUGGUGCUACUUUUUCUAUGCCAUGUCGACGAUGUUGGCGACCAUUCCGUUGGCUACGCGACCGAAGUGGUAUCUCUGGCAGAGUCUGGCGCGCAACCUCUUGCACGUGCUACCUUGGGCGAUUGUGUGCCAGACGGCCCAGCUCUCGGCCGAUCGGGCGUGGACGUACCACAGCCUGGUGUUUGGUGGGAGUCUUGUAUUCAGUUUUGUUGACAUUUUCAUUGUCGACGGUCUCUGGGUUUGGACUCUGUUGACAGGCCGGAUGAAGCUCGAUGUGUUCCGUGGAUGA
Colletotrichum abscissum is the source of this 573-nucleotide messenger RNA. RefSeq lists its product as uncharacterized. NCBI's taxonomy places the organism in Eukaryota, Fungi, Ascomycota, Sordariomycetes, Glomerellales, Glomerellaceae. The record is from RefSeq and is a predicted model, not a curated record. The transcript has a single exon. The coding region runs from base 1 to 573 and encodes 190 amino acids.